Messenger RNA from Metopolophium dirhodum (rose-grain aphid), 1577 nucleotides. RefSeq lists its product as uncharacterized. The coding region runs from base 234 to 893 and encodes 219 amino acids. The record is from RefSeq and is a predicted model, not a curated record. The transcript has 2 exons. NCBI's taxonomy places the organism in Eukaryota, Metazoa, Arthropoda, Insecta, Hemiptera, Aphididae.
GCCUGUUUUCGAAAUUAAAAAUCAGCGGGCAAAAUCCAAAUGGCAUUCGUAGGGUACGACAACCAAACAGUCAUUCUGUACGUGAACGCGAACGCGUGCGGUGUUAUUACUUUGUUCUAGUCGACAAAAUAUAAAUCGUAAGGACAUAUAAUACAUACCUAGCUAAUUGGUAAACGAUAUAGACAUUUAUUAUAAAUAAAACAAAGGUGUGUUAGUGAUAGUAAAUAGCAACGAUGAUUAUGCGUAUAGUGAUAACGAUCACAGUGGUGUGUCUCGCGAUUUCGAGUUUAUCUACGGCGACGGCGGAAGCGGAAGCUAGUCUACAACAGUCAGCGGAGGUACCGGAAACGAACGUACAGCAGCAAAACGUCGUCUCGGACGACGAAGGGAUUAAAAUCAACGUGUCUGCCAUUGCCGCCAGGUUCAUCAAAGAUUACGUGACUCCAACAUUAUGCUCAUACUCACCAGGAUUUUGUGCCAAGCACCAACUAGAGAGCAGAGAUAUCAAAAGCUAUUUGGCCACUGCCGGAACAUUAUUCGCGGGAGUGUUGGGCGUUAUGAUGACUAAAAUCACAGUUCUGAUUGUUCUAUCGGUGCUCUCCACAGUCAUCGGAAAAUUGCUGCUACUCUACGCAUUCUUCAAGACCGUCCACACCAUACCACACCACGACCAUCACAGCUACAAGUCAGCCCACCACAACGCACAGCCGUUCGUCAAGUAUACCAAGGACAAGUACUACAUCAAGCACUCACCGUCAAUUCUUAGUCACGAUGUGGUCGCCGACUCACCUCUUGAUUACGAGGCCUCCCCUUACCAUGCUCAUUCACCAUACGCCCUGGAAUCUACUGUCCAUGACCAUAAGUUAAAAGGAGUGUCUUACUACAAACGAUAACGCACCACCACUACGCUCCGUCCUUGGUCAGUUGUAUAGCCAUCCAAUCAACUUCAUAGGCAAAGACACGACUUAUUUUAUAAUUUCUACACGGUUUUACGAUAUAUUUUUGUAAUAAUGCGCCAGCUCCCGUCGCCUUGUCCGGUCGAAGAUGAUCGAGGACGGAAUCACAAAUGAUGAUCCCCAUUAAUACCCUUAAUAAUCAGCUUGCUUGUCAUCGAUCAUUGGAUCUAAGACUUGAAAAGCGUACCUAUGCGUCGACAAAACGCCAGCGUUCUUUACAAGUUCUUCUUAAUUUAUUUUUAAUUUGUUAUACCGCAAAAUGCUGUAUAUAUUAUUACUGUAUUAUUAUAUUUAAAUCGUCGUCAAAACAAUGCAAUUAUUUAUUCUUUGUUUUAGCGUCAUAUCGAUAAUUUAUUACUCAAUAUUAUUAUUAUUUAUUUAUUUAAUUGUAUGAUUGCUAUUGAUUUCUGAAAAUUACAAUAAUCAGAAUGAAAUGUAUUCAUAAUGUUUACACAAAACUAGUCUUUAUAUAAUAUACAGUCAUAUUACCUAUUUAUUAUUUAUUAUUUAUUAUUUUAUACAUAAUUAUUUUUAAUAAUUAACAAUAAAUAUACCUAAUAUAAUAUUGUAUAGUUAUAUUGAUGAAAAAUUAAAUAAUGGUUAUCAAUUCAUACAAUUUAA